AUGUUAUACAACUUGAGUCCAUCUAUAGAAGGCCUUAAACUAAUAACAAUAUACAAAAUCUCAUCUCUGAACCAAACUGGAAUUACCUUCAAGGCAUACAAAAGACUGGAUUUGGAAUGGAACAUAUAUUCAUGUCGAGCAGCUACACAGCAGUACAAAACACACAUCGAAAUGCACCCGGCAUCACAGAGGGAACGGUGUGCUUGGAUGGCUUAUCAAUCAAGAAGUGUUCUUAACCACUAUUUAAAAAUUUAUUCAGAAGGUCAAUUGAUGCAGAUUACUUGCCACAUUGAUUAG
Messenger RNA from Echinococcus granulosus, 297 nucleotides. RefSeq lists its product as hypothetical. Lineage: Eukaryota; Metazoa; Platyhelminthes; Cestoda; Cyclophyllidea; Taeniidae. The record is from RefSeq and is a predicted model, not a curated record. Bases 1 to 297 code for a protein of 98 amino acids. The transcript has 3 exons.